GAUACUGACACACAGCAAAGCAUUGACCCAUUUCUCCUUACAAAGCUGUUGAAGAGCGGAGAGGUUGUACUCGAGAUCAGACCUAUUGCACAAGGACAAGAUUUAUUAUAAUAUAUUCUCCCUUUCCAGUCUGGCUUUGUCAGUGCUGCUCUCAACCAACCUCUUCAACACUGAAAUUAUCACUUGGUAGGCGGAUUUUUUUUGUGUUAAAAAAUGUGAAUACAACUGCCCCAACUAAAAAUGACAAACUAAUAAGGCCUGAGGAGGUAAGUGUACAAACAUUUCUUCAAACAUUAACUUUAACCACAGUACAGAAUAUAUAUAGACUACUAAAAAAAAAAAUGUGCACAUUUCCAACCACAAACAUCUAUAUACAUUUCCAGCACAUAAGCGUGAGACAUGUCAGCGUUAAACGUGCAAACAACUGUGGUUACAUUUUGCUACUCUUCUAGCUGGAGCGGUAAAGUAUUCGGCCUUGUCUCACAGAAGAGGAAAUAAUACCACCAUAGCAGACAUUCACACGAUACUCUGUUUCUAUAAGACAUACUGGUGUAGCUGCCUGUAAAAUAAGUUCAGUAAAAGUUCAAAGACCAUGAGAAGCAUGUGCAACAACACCACCAACACCACCAACAUCACUUGCAGCGUGGACACCUCACAGGGUUUGGCUUACUGUCCUUUGUUUCUCCUGGGUUUCCUUGUCAAUGGUGCUGCUCUGCGGGCCUUCAUUGCCAAACGGGACUCCUGGACAGACACCCAUGUCUACAUUAUUAACCUGGUAAUAGCUGAUUCUACCCUAAUCCUCUUCCUUCCCUUUCGGAUCUUUGAUGCCUUCUUCUGCCUGCCCAAGACUUACUUGUGUAGUUUCCUAUUGUCCAUACAUUACAUCAAUAUGUAUGCCAGCAUCCUGACAACGGCGGCCAUCAGUGUCCACCGCUACCUGGCUAUAAGGUUCCCACUGCAGGCCAGAUCAUGGAGGAAGAAGAAAGAGACAGCUUUUGCUGUGUGUUUGCUCAUUUGGAGCUUUCUGGUGAUAAUAUGUACUAUAUACAGAGAGGAGAACAAUCCCAAAAACCUCUGGACCUGUUAUGAAAGAUGUAAAAAUUCCCCACUUGAUGCAAAAUUAAUUUCAAUUAUGGUGUCUCUAGGCUUCCUCUCUCCACUGCUUAUCAUUGUGUUCUGUUCAAGUCAGAUCAUAGCUAUUCUGUUAAAGGUGGAUGACAGGUCAGGGGAAAAGAAAAGCACCAUUGGCAUAGUAACAGCAAACAUGGUUGUGUUCUUCAUCUGCUACACACCGAUCCAUGUUGGCUUUCUUGUCAACUACUUUGCCCCUCUACCUGAAAACUGGCAUGUUGUACACACACGUGCACAUCUAUAUUUACUUGUGUCUGAAUGGAUUGCUUCCACAAACUGUUGUUUUGAUUCCAUCAGCUACUAUUUUUUAUUGAUGAAGUUUUAUUCAAAGGCAGUGGGAGCACAAUGAAUUACUCUGUCUUUAAAAACAGCAUUUUUGUGUCAUGUUUUUUUAGACUGUAAAAUAAAGGAUAUUGUUAAAGGGGCACUCCACUGAUUUUAAACAAUAAAGUUCUGAGAAGUGUGUUACAUCAGCUGUGGCUCUGCAGGGGGUUUAAAAAAAUAACCCAAUAAUGUCAUCAGCAUAAUCUUAGUUUGGGGCUCAGACACACCAUCUCAAAUAUAAACCUACAUCACAAACUGAAGGUGUAGCAUUUGAAAGAAAUGUGAAAAAGGAAGCAAUGAAGGUCAAAUAAAAGAUGCAUUAUGGGAACUGUAGGAUGGAGCUUGAUACAUUUUAGGGAUUCAAAAUCAGGAUAUCUUGACCUUUCCGGCUUCAUUUUUCACCAUUUUUAAAUAUCAUUCUGUCUCUUAAGUUCCUGAAAUUUGUGGAAGUACAACACAAAAACACUGGAGUGCCCCUUUAUAUUUCCAACACAAUAGCUGGCUGGCAUUUUUUUUUUACUUUUGUGAUUUAUUCGUAUAUAAUGUUAGCUAUUAUAAUGUUUUCAGCCUUAUUUCCCAGUUGGCUAACUGCAUAGUUGAUUUGUUAAUGUAGGUAUUUGUCUUUUCAGUAUUGUUAAUUAUGUCAGCAUCUGUUACCUCUGGCUUGGUGUAAAGUUUCUGUACAAACUUUUCAGCUGCUUUAUAGAUGUUUGUGGGUUAUUGUCUGUGUAUGUUUUGGGAUAUAAAUAACUGUGAUGCAACUCAACCUUUUGUUGACCUUAUUGCUCUCUGU
This is a messenger RNA of Dicentrarchus labrax (European seabass), 2248 nucleotides long. RefSeq names its product G-protein coupled receptor 35 b (gene gpr35b). Gene Ontology annotation, molecular function: G protein-coupled receptor activity. Gene Ontology annotation, cellular component: membrane. Gene Ontology annotation, biological process: phospholipase C-activating G protein-coupled receptor signaling pathway; positive regulation of Rho protein signal transduction. Lineage: Eukaryota; Metazoa; Chordata; Actinopteri; Moronidae. The transcript has 2 exons. The coding region runs from base 593 to 1480 and encodes 295 amino acids. The record is from RefSeq and is a predicted model, not a curated record.